AUGUGGAGAGAGACAACAUCGUUGGUGGUACUGCUACUUAUUCUAUUCCACCAUAUUUCUGCUACCAAACAACACCUUUGUCCCCCUUCUUCCUGUGGCAACAUCCCCAACAUCACUUAUCCAUUUCGAUUACAAGGUGACCCAGACAAUUGUGGUGACCAAAGUUAUGAGCUUGGUUGUGAGAAUAAUGUUACGGUGUUGUAUCUGAACUCUGCACAGUAUCAUGUGCAGGCAAUCAACUACAACAACUACACAGUGAGAGUGGUUGAUCCUGCACUCCAACUCCAUAACUGCUCCUCCCUUCCUCUACGUUCUCUCUCUCGCUCCAAUUUCUCUGAUACUUACUCUCAUACUUACACUUACUCCACGCAUCAAUACCAAGCCCGUCUAGAUCCGCAUCGUAAUUGGGCAUCUCUGAGUUUCGAGCAUAUAGUGUUUUUGAACUGUAACCAUUCAGUGAGAGAAAAUGAGAAGUAUGUGGAGAGUGGUGAGUGCGUGAAGUGGGACUCAAAAGGCUAUGCAUAUGCUGUUGUUGGUGACCUAAAAGCUGAGGACUUAGAAGUUGGGUGUGACGUGAAGCUUGUUGCUCCCACAUCGUUCAGGACUUUCAAUAACCAUUCCUACGCUGCCAUGCACAGGGCUCUCGCCUAUGGAUUUGAGAUCUCUUGGGUUAAAGUCGCCUGUCAGAAUCAUUGUAUUGAAAAGUUUUGCUAUUUCGACUCUUCACGCCAGAAGCUUCUUUGUCCAUUAGGUGCGUUAUAUAUUAACUUUCUCUACUUUUCAGGUUGUUCACGUUAUUGGCUGACGUGGCUAGGACCAGAGUUGACUAAGGAUGGUCGCGCCAAUGAGGGCUUGACAUAUGGCAACCCCUUUCUUCACCUAAAAGUUAGGGUUUCAGAUUUGCAUCUCCAGAUUGGGGAAAAACUUGCUCUAGUGCCGUCAUGCGAGAAUAGGGUUUCUCCUUCACGAUGGAUAUGGUGCGGAGGAGAAGCUUGCGGAGAGGCGCUGGUGGGACGGUUGAAGAUGAUUGCGUUAUUUGGCUUUGCGUUUCUGCGAUUUGGGUUUUGCUCGCGAGAGGUUGAUGGUGGCAGGUGGAGAAUGAAGAAGCUUCACGACAACGUUGCUCAAAGGCGCGAGGAACUCGCUAUUCAGUUUCGCGAUGUUUGUAGCGGAGUGUUUAGAACAACGGCACAACCAUUUGGUUUUGUCAUUCUGCAAUUGGCGGUUAACAAAAUUUUGUUUGGAUUGCCAUUCUUAAUUGUGAUUUUAAUAUGUAAAUGGAGGAAAAGACAUGCAUCAAUAUAUGAAAAUAUUGAAAAUUAUCUUGAACAAAAUCACUUAGCACCUAUCAGAUACUCAUAUAAGGAAAUUAAGAAGAUGACAGGAAGUUUCAAACAGAAGUUAGGUGAAGGAGGAUUUGGCUCUGUGUUUAAGGCAAAGUUGCGAAGCGGACCUUCCGUGGCAGUCAAAAUGUUAGGCAAAUCUAAAGGAAAUGGACAAGAUUUUAUCAAUGAAGUUGCAACUAUUGGAAGAAUACAUCAUCAAAACGUGGUACAAUUAAUUGGAUUUUGUGUCAGUGGUUCAAAGCGGACUCUUGUUUAUGAAUUCAUGCCCAAUGGAUCUCUAGAUAAAUUUAUAUUUUCAAGAAAUGGAAAUAUAGAAUUUAGCUAUGAAAAAAUAUAUAAGAUAUCGAUUGGAGUAGCUCGUGGAAUUGCUUAUCUCCAUCAUGGGUGUGAGAUGCAGAUUUUGCAUUUUGAUAUCAAACCCCAUAACAUCCUAUUGGAUGAAAACUUCAUCCCAAAGAUUUCUGACUUUGGAUUAGCAAAGUUAUAUCCAAUAGAUAAUAGCUUCAUCACAAUGACAGCAGCAAGAGGAACCAUUGGAUAUAUGGCUCCAGAAUUGUUUUACAAUAAUAUUGGGGGAAUAUCUCACAAAGCUGAUGUUUAUAGUUUCGGAAUGAUGUUGAUGGAGAUGGCAAGCAAGAGGAAAAAUCUAAAUCCCAAUGCAGAAUAUUCAAGUCAACUUUAUUUUCCCCUUUGGAUAUAUGAUCAUAUUAGAGAUGAGGAAGAUAUAGAUAUAAAGGAUUUGAUGGAAGAGGAAAAGCUAAUAGUAAAGAAAAUGAUCAUAAUUGCACUUUGGUGUAUACAGUUAAGACCAAAGGAUCGUCCAUCAAUGAAUAGAGUAGUGAAAAUGCUUGAAGGAGACAUUGAAGAUUUAGAAAUACCUCCAAAACCUACUUUAUUUCCUGAUGAAAUGAGUUUAGAGAAUCAAACCGCCAGUUCUAUCUAAAUAAUUUUGAAAGAAUUCAUCUGCGGGGAAAAAGAGGUUGAGAAUUCGUAUUGCAGUGGUGAAAAAUUAGAAAAAGGGGAAGCAGGUGAAAUUUUAUAUUUGUAGUUCUUUAAUCAAUGAUAAACAUGUUUUGAUAUCUACAAUUCUACUGCUGAACUUUUAUUGUUCCUGUUAUUUGAAUAAUAGGUGUAAAUGUUUUUUAAAUAAGAUGCUUUCUGUAGUAGUGUAGUGCAACUUCUUAUUAAUCCAUGUAAAAUAAAUUAAUUCAAUCUUUCGAUAAAGUAUAUUAUUUAAAAUGCACACCAUAGACUGUGUGAAGUUAAGCUUGUCAAGAUCUAACAAUGGUUAACUUUAUACUUUAAAGUCAUUAUUUA
This is a messenger RNA of Vigna umbellata (rice bean), 2663 nucleotides long. NCBI's taxonomy places the organism in Eukaryota, Viridiplantae, Streptophyta, Magnoliopsida, Fabales, Fabaceae. The record is from RefSeq and is a predicted model, not a curated record.